Molecule: messenger RNA, 2601 nt
Organism: Eremomyces bilateralis CBS 781.70
Lineage: Eukaryota; Fungi; Ascomycota; Dothideomycetes; Eremomycetales; Eremomycetaceae
Product: Pkinase-domain-containing protein
Exons: 4
Coding region: 1-2601 (866 amino acids)
Biological process (GO): regulation of MAPK cascade; protein phosphorylation; intracellular signal transduction
Cellular component (GO): cytoplasm
Molecular function (GO): ATP binding; protein serine/threonine kinase activity
Source: RefSeq, a predicted model, not a curated record
AUGUCUUCCAACCCUCCCAUCUACUCCGCCAACCAGUUCAUGAACCCUGGCCCCGCCCCGAAACCGCCGACCGACCGCCCUCGCUUGGCCCUCACCCCCUCCGUCAACAAUGUCCCCGGAAACAUGCCCGGCCUGGGCUCGCAGAACUCCGCGAACAGUUCCACCGUCUCCCUCAACCGAUCGCAUACCGACAAGAGCAUCAUCAGCGCCUACGCCGUGGUCAAGGACGGGCCCGCUAAGGUCAAAGAUGAAUCCAGUGCGAUCAAGGGCUUUUUCUGGUCGGACAAGUACCUGACGUUGCGGGAAUAUCAACUGGAGUUCUACAAGAACCAAUCGUCCUCAAAAACCCAAUUCUCCAUCAUGCUCAAGGAUGUCACCAACAUCACGAGAUCCGACGUACACCCGUACUCGUUCGAGAUCACCCGGGCGACGGGCGGCAGCGGCGGCGCAUCACCGCCACGAGACGGGCCAACGCGCGUGAUCAUCUGCAAAGUGGAGACGGACGACGACGUGUACUCGUGGAUCGACUCCAUCUACCAACGAUGCCCGAGCAUGGCCGUGGUCAGCAACCCCACAAACUUCAGCCACCGCGUGCACGUCGGCUUCGACCCCACCAGCGGCGCGUUCACGGGCCUGCCGCCCGAAUGGGCGAAGCUACUGUCCGCGUCGGCCAUCACGAAGGAGGAUUACGAGAAGAACCCGGGCGCCGUCAUGGAGGCGUUGCACUUCUACACCGAGACCCUGACGAAGCGUGCGGAAGAUCCCGUGGCGUACCCGCAGUUGAUGCCCACCCCCCCUCCUGAGUCCAACAAGCGUCUGGAAUACUCAGGGGGAAGCUCCAUCGCUCCACCUCGCCCCGCGCCCCCUCCCAACGCCUUCAAACGGCAAGACAGCUAUCCCAUCCGCAACGCGAGCCCUCAAUCCGCUGCGCCGUACUCUCCGGUCAACGAGCGCGGGCCGUAUGGGCAGCAGCAACGGGAUUACGGCCGGGAAGAUGAAGAGCGCGAACGUCGACGCCGCAUGGAAGAGGAACAGUACCGACGCCGCGAGCAAGAACAGCGGGAGCGCGAACGGGAACGGGAGCGCGAACGACGUGAGCGUGAAGAGCAGGAUGCCUACAAUGCGUCCCUUCCGAAAACCCGUGCGCCCAUGGCGAAGCAGGAACUGGGCGGCUACGGCGGCGACCCGCGCGACGCGCAGUCAUCGACUCAACAGCGCUACAACGCACAACGACCCGCCCCCUCGGCCCCCGGUGCCGGCCGAGGCGAGCGCCAGCACCAGCAGCCGCCGGGCUCGCUCCGCCAGAUGACGGCGCAACGCGCCGCGCCGUCCGCCCCCGGCUCGCAGAACGGCGGGAAAGGGUACGGGCAGCCGCAGUCGAAGCUUCCCGUCAACGGGCAGCGGCAGGGGAGUCCGAGCACGCGGCAACAGACCGGACCGAACGGACAACCAAUGACGCGGAUCCCGACCACGGGCCAGAACGGCCAACAGCAAGGCUCCAGCCAACAAACGCGCAUCCCGGGGGUCUCGGCGCCGAAACCGCUCAACGUGCCGACGAAAGCGCCCACCGGCGCGCCGGGCCAGGACGGGGUGAAGAAAGCCGAGGCGGCGCUCACGCGCAAGGAGGACCCGCCGUCGCGGAAAGACCAGCGCAUGAGCAGCAUGACUGAGAGCGAGGUGAUGGCGAAGCUACGGGAGGUGGUGUCGAAGGAGCGGCCGCUGGACUCGUACAACAAGCAGAAGAAGAUCGGGCAGGGGGCAUCCGGGUCGGUGUACGUGGCGCGGAUCCGCGAGAGCGCGACGUCGCCGAUCGCACGGCGGCUGCUGCGCGACCACGGGCUCAAGGCACAGGUGGCGAUCAAGCAGAUGGACCUGCGCAACCAGCCGCGGAAGGAGCUGAUCGUCAACGAGAUCAUCGUGAUGAAGGAUAGCAAGCAUCCGAACAUUGUGAAUUUCCUGGACGCGUUUCUGCAGGAGGAGAGUUCGGAGUUGUGGGUAGUGAUGGAGUUCAUGGAGGGGGGCGCGCUGACGGACGUGAUCGACAACAACCCGACCAUCAGCGAGGAUCAGAUUGCGACGGUGUGCUUGGAGACAUGCAAGGGCCUCGAGCACCUGCACUCGCAGAACAUCAUCCAUCGCGACAUCAAGAGCGACAAUGUCCUCCUCGACGCCCGCGGCAACGUCAAGAUCACCGACUUCGGCUUCUGCGCCAAACUCACCGAGCAACGCAGCAAGCGCGCCACCAUGGUCGGCACCCCCUACUGGAUGGCCCCUGAAGUCGUCAAGCAGAAAGAAUACGGCAGCAAAGUCGACAUCUGGUCGCUCGGGAUCAUGGCGAUCGAGAUGAUCGAGUCGGAGCCGCCGUACCUCAACGAAGAGCCCCUGAAAGCCCUCUACCUCAUCGCAACCCACGGCACCCCCCGGCUCAAGAAACCCGAGAAGCUUAGCAAGGAGCUGAAGUCGUUCCUGAGCGUGUGCCUGUGCGUGGACGUCAAGAGCCGGGCGACGGCGACGGAGUUGAUGGGACAUGAUUUCUUGAAGGGGGGGUGCAGUUUGGCGAGCUUGGCGCAACUGUUGGCAUUUCGGCAGAAGAGCCAUUGA